UUUUUUUUUCAACCGGCUGCAUCACUGGAUCAUUGCUAAAUUCUUUCUGGGGUUUUCACUUGUCAGAACAAGCAGAAGCACAACGUCAGCAGCAGCAGCAAUACAGAGGAGAGCAGGAAGAGAGAGGCAGGCAGACACGGACCGAGAGCCAAGGUGUGAUCAGCAGAGGCAAAGGAGCCGAUCUGAGGAGUUUGAAUUUCAGAGGGAAACACAAGAAAGAGAGAGAGAGCAAGAGAGAGAGAGAGAGAGAGAGAGAGAGAGAACUGAGGGGUGUGUCACAACAAUUCAGUUCCUCAAGGAAGUACAACUCAACAUUAUCUUAAGACAGGGUGGUAGCUGUGACAGGAGCGCAGCAGGAGGGCUGUUUUCUUUCUGCAUGGUGAAAAUGGAGGGAUCUCAUUAAAUCCACCGUCCUGAGCUGUCAACCUGAGACAGAGCAGAAGAGGGAGAGACAUAUCUGACACACACACACACACACACCAGGAGGGAGGGGGACUCAGCACGCACACAGGUAAGACACUUCUGCCGUGGUAAUGAGCCAGAAAAACAAUCCUCGGGGUUUAGAUGAGGGUUUGUUCCCCUUUUUUUAAUGUUCCUGGAAAAUUGAAGAGUAUUUAUAAAAGGCAGAGAGUGUAGAGAGAGGGGGGGGGUGACUGGAACAAACUGUGUGACUUCUCUUCACUUCCCCAUCUGAAGCGCAGGUUGGGGAGACAUGCAUGUACGCUCACAGUCAUGCUGGAACAAGUACGCUGACACGCACAGAUGUAGCGCUCACACUUUUUGUUUGCACACGCCGGGAGUUGCUCAACUCAAAUCUCGAAGGCAGUGGACUUUCCCUCCUCCACUGGCCUACUUUGAUUUUUGAAGCCUGUAAAGUCAGAGAGAAACAGACUGCGAGAGGGAGAAGUGUCACCCACAGGAGGGACGGACACGAGCUGUGGGCCUCUGCUGCCGACUCCCCGCCGCUCGGCCAACUGCCGCGCGUUUCGCUUCCCUUUUGAGGCGUCGUAGCGGGGUGGUUGGGUUGAGCAAUGAUAUUCAGAGAAGUUGUGUAAUGCUGAAAAAGAAACUGCAGUAAGUGCUUUUAGGGGAUUGCAAAAUACUGUCUUGUUUGCUGCAACUAAAAAUAGUUAAAAGGUUUGCAGGUUAAAAGAAGCGACUUGAAAAAACAGCUUACACCGCACUGACAGAAGAAAGUGUCACAGACCGAUGAGGGGAAACUAAAACGAGAUCUCACAUCUCGGCCCUCGGCCUCGAUGCCCUUAGUUCGAAACACGCAGCGGAAGUGACGGUUCAUCCUGGCACGCUGUUGCACAGAGCGUUGUUGCCUCAGGACAUAAAAACCUCGUAGCUUUACAUCGAGAGUUUAAUCCUCUUUGGUCCAUCAUCAGGAGAAAAUAAAAGCUUCAGUCCCACUGCCCUUGUAGCUCAGUGAUGACCCCUCAACAAUAGGCUCCUUGUUUUCAUUGCAUUGAGUGGUAUGUUCGGCUUUUCUGUGUUUUCAUCUCGUGCGUUCUCAUUGUUCGAUCUGAUCAAAGGCUGCAGGCGGCUAAAAAAGUCCUCACCCCUCUUUUCAGGCUAAACCCCGAUCCCCUCCUGCUCUGGCCUGAACCCUGGUCUGAAAUCACUCCUGAGGUACAGAGUGAGCAAACGGGGAUGAACAUGUGAAGUCCACUAAAGGACUGAACUUUGUCACCUUUUCUAUAACUAAGACCCCAAAAAGCCUCCUGCUGCUGUGCAGAGCUGUAGCGUGCUGCUGACCUCGACCACGAUGCUCGACUUCAUGUUUGUAAGCAAACACAGGUGACAGAUGUCAUCUCAUAUACUCGGCAGUUUUUUAAUGUAGAAAACAGAUAAAAUUAUAAAGACGUGAUGUGAGAUAUGUGAAUACUGACCUGCAGUAAGAGCUGAAGGCUGGUGGUGCUAGCUCUGCUAACUUUACCCAGGCUCGGGAGGCCAAUUUGGGAUUAUUUAUCAGACUUAGGGUGACCAUAUUCUGAUUCCCCUAAAAGAGGACACCAUGACGCGGGGCGGAGUCACAGAGUCACAGAGUCAUGUGUAGUUAAUUUGAGACUUUUUUGGGUUGGUUAGAGUGUUUUUUACGUGCUUCUACGAAGGCCGGACAGCCCCCCAAAAAGAGGACGUAUGGUCACCCUAAUCAGACUCUGUGACGCUGUUGGGUCAGAUAAAUUGACUGUUUCCUGAGUUUUCUCUGACCUUUAGAUGAACUGACGAAUUGAUUGGACGUAUUGAUUCUUGUUUGAACAACUCGACUUAAUCGCUCUGCACACUGAAACACUCUCAUCCACCAAUCAUUAAAACUAUCCUAUAAUAAAGUUCUACGAUCAUAACAAACUUCAGCAGAUUUAAAUUUCCCUCUCAUAUUGAAGUCAAGAUCACUUCUUUCUUACAAACUGUUAACCUGUCUGGGAAGUAACUUGUUUCAAAGUAAUCCAUUAAAGCACUCGGAUUACUUUUUGCUGCAAACACAAGCUGCUAGCUCCUCUUCAUGAAAGUGCUUGAGUGUUUACUGCAUGCACAUAUUCCACAAUAUAACUUAUAUGUGUCAAAAGUCAAAGGUUUUGGUGAGUUUCGAUUUUUUUUCAGUGACACAAAAGUAUUUAUUUUUACCUGUUUUUGUCCAGGCAGCAUGUUUUUCCCUGUUUCUGACAUCGUUAAGAUUACUCGCACGUUUUAACUUUACGAUUUUCACGCAACAAUUCAUCGGUCAGUAAUGCAUCCGCCGCCUGCACCAUUAAGAGUCUUCAUUUAUUUUAUAUAAUUUUUCGAACGUGUGUGCAACACAAGAAAGUAAACUGAAAAACAAACAAAAAAAAUCAAUAAGAAUAUUCAAAACAACGAUAACAAUAAUCAAAGCAAAAAAAAAAAACUAAUAAUAAUAAUAAUGUGAACCCAACAUGUCUGAAAAGGAGUAGAAUGAAGGAUUACACUUCUUUAAACCUAACCCUUCUCCGCUUCUCAAUUAACAGUCAGUCUCUCCAACAUAUUUACAUUUUAUUUAUAACAAAAUAGAAAAUUAAUGGAGUAAAUUUAAAAAAGUCAAAGUCUAAAGACCAUGACCCUUCCCCCUAAUUCAGAGCUGUUGGUACACAGGAGGAUAUACUCUUUAGUCCCUCUGCUAACACCGUAGUGUCCCCAGACCUGCAUUAUAUCUGUCCAUAGAGCUGCACUGCAGGGUACAUUCUGAUCAGCUGAGUCGAAGAAACCCCCGGACAGACCUCUAAGAAAUGCAUCCCCACAUUUGACCUUUUCAGACCGUCGACUUAUGCCUGUGUGCACAAACUCGCCAAAAAUCCAGCAAACCUACUUUCAAGUGAAAACAAGCGGAAGCGACUUUUACUCCAAAAAAUGCUCGUCCACGUACACAAGCCAGCACAUGUACACAAACACUGCUGGAGUCAUCCGAGGAAUGCUAAAUAUUUACCUCUCCAGCCUCCCCGGAUGGCUCCACCAAUCAGGACGCUCUUCCCAACUGUCCAUUAUUGGUGAGGAUUCCUCCGUGCCUGGCAGGUACAGUUCCUCUCUAAUGGUCCACCUCUGCUCUGGUGUUUUUUUUCAUGUUGUUCCUGCGUCUGUUUUAGGUCCUGCUCAGUAAACAGGUGCUCGUCUGUUCCAGCAGAUACUUGGUUUGGGAACAAACACUUGAACAGGUUUGAUGUAAACAACUAGACGGCCUCUUCUAUCUCAUCUGUAUUUGAAAAUCGAUGUAAACAUAGAAAGGGUCCUUGAGGUGACCGACUGAGAAACAUCCAUUAAAUAAAAGAGUUUCCCUGCUGCCUACACUCGGGUAGGUUUCUGCGCGCUCGUCCCCCUGAUAGAUGUGCAUAAAACAAACAAUUAAGAUGCAAAGAAAAGCCAAGCAGGGAGCAGUCUCCUGCUGCUGCGGAGUUACAUCUCCAGACGUGGGAUUCUGGCUGAUGACUGCACACUGUGCAUGUCCCUCAAAUCCCUGCAGUCUUUUUAGCAAAUAAAUGAGAUUGAAGCAUGAAUCCGAAAUAGCUAUCAUGCUGCUCCACUUCCAUUAUCACCGUUAAGGGAAAUUAAUCUAAUGAAUGUUCUUUAAUUCCCCACAGGGAAGCUUUUGUAACAAAGCAAGCUAUUAGAAAUGUGACACUUGCUCAAAAAUGAAUGGCCGUGCUUGUAAAAGCGGAUCGUAGUGAGAUAUCCUAUAAAAGUGACUGUUUGCUCAUUAUUGAUGCUGCAGAAAGGAUUGUGGUGCACACCAGGGACAGGAAGAGCCGCAGUGAGUGCUGCCUAUUUGCAUAGUAUGACCGUUAAUGCAAAUGGAUCACUUUUUCAUUUGUUAGCGAGCUGUGAAGUCCUCCGCUGACUGUGCAUCACAGGAGUCAACAACAGGAAUAUCAUUAAUUAUGUAACGCUGUCUCUGAGGCACAAACAGCCGUGACAGAAGAACAUUCAAUCAGCCAGCGGGUCAUUUCUGAGCUGGCAGCGUACAGACAAUAUGCUGUUUCUGAGACGAGGGAUAUUUCAUGUUUAAAAGCAGACCCCAGACCAGUGGUUAAAGAUUCGCCACCGGGUUCAGCUCACUCUGUUCUGAUACAAUCUGGGAACAGCAGGCAUGAACCUGCCUCAGCUAUGCAGCCUACCUGCUCCCUGCAAAUGCUUGUCCACACAGGCCAGAAGUGAGUUUUAUUACACAUAGUUACAAAGGAAGAUGCUUAGGAGCUGUCGAGGUCUGUUUGCUCUCUCCAGCUCUGCAAAUGAACCCCCUGUCUCCUAGAGAUGAUGUUUGGAAACCAAACUUCUGUCAGACGCAGUCGACUAUGAAAUCACUACCUGGACUUGGCUCAACAAAGUCAUUUUAGUGCGAGUUUAGCAUGAAUUUAACAUGCUGGAUGAGUGGAAAAGUAGCAGAUGUGAAGAAGGAGACGGUGUGAAGUGUUUUCCAGCAUUUGUUUGCUCUGCAGAAGACAAUAAAACACACAGAUUGCCUUCUGGUCUCUGGUUCCUGCUCCCUCAGAAUAGCUUAAUAGUAUUGUGAGGGAUGGAAAUCUCAGCGGUACAGAAGCUGAUAAGUGUACAAAAGGUCAUAUCUCAGGACUGAAACGAUGCAUCAAAUAAAUCAAGUAACUCGACUGGAAGAAAAGCUUAGAGGGUUAUAUUGUUUGCCUCGAGCCUUCAUUUAAAUCAGACUUUGUGUCGCGCUGUGUUUUGCAUACUAUGAUAAAAAUACCAGCUAUACAAUAACAGCGAGGUGUGAGCUCUGAAUCACUUAAUUGGUUUGAUUAGUCUUGCAGACUGGUACUAACCUGCUGCCCUGAGACCUGUGGGAGACUGAUGCUCUUAGGUGUUGAGUCGUUGCUCCAGUUGACCAGUAAUCCACCUCCUGCUGGUACGAGGGUCACCUUCUUACUGUCUUUCCGGGGUUGAAAGCUUGGUUUCUCCUCAUUCUUUUCUCAAGAUUCUCUGAGAUCUUUCUGUUUCCUCUGUGCCGCCGUGCAGGGGUGUGUCCAGAUGUUUUUUAGUGGGGUGGCACAACCGGAGCAGAUAUUGGGGUGGUCAGAUUAUCUGUGUACAAACAGAUUAUUUUGUCUUCACUACAUACAGAUAUUAUGUCCCUCUGUAAUAUAACUCCUUCUUUAUUAUAAUAAUAUUAUUUAAGUAAAUGUGCAUCAUCCAGUCUAACAGAUAAUAAGAAGAGCUAAGAUAAUCGAUUUUUCACAACAGGGAAUUUUGAAUCGUUACAGCAGUAAUAAUAAAACAGUCAGUUAAUGAAAUAAAAUACUGAAUUAAUGGUCAGAACAUAGACUGUAUACACUCUGGACGACUCGGUUCUGCCUUCCAUCAGUAUACAGACUUGAAGUCGAAAAGCUGUCUGUAAUUCUGCAUUUUUUCUCCACUUCCUGAAACCAACAUUGCGCAGUAGCGUUGUACGCAUUCGGUGGAAGAGUCGGCAAGACUCUCUGUGAUGACGCUCGGCUCAAACAGCGUAUCCCCGGUGAGCUACACAAUCUUUGAACGCCCAUAGGCUGUAUCAGGUGUCAAUCAUAGAAAACAUGAACCCCCUUAUAACUUUUAAAAAUGGAGCUGUACAGAAAAAAAGAGGACUUGAGCACAAACCAAUCUGACAGUAACUACAUGGCAACAUCACAACCAGGGGGGAGAAACAUUUAUAUUCUGUGUCAUUAUUCUGUCCACAGCUCCAUAGAGAUUACUGGAGGAGGUGGGAUUUAUGACCUAUACUGCAGCCCGUCACCAGAGGGUGCUGUUCUCACACCCAGAGAGGAGACAGACGCUGUCCAUUCUAUAUACAGUCUAUGGGCCAGAAUAAUUGCUGUAAUACUCAAUACUAAAAUAUUCUAUCACUGCAGCCUCAGACACACUAAUAUAACAGCAUUGGUGAUUAAAAAUAGUGUAUAAAUUCAGAAAUUCACUUUUAUUCUUUACUAGAAGUACAGAUCAGACUUAUUCAGAAGGUGAAUUUUUUUUGUCUAUUUUACAAACAACGGGUCGGCCUGUUGCAGCACAGUGUGAGUUUAGCAUCUAAAACCUGGCAGGUGGUUAAGUCGCACUAACUUUAACAGUUUUUGGAAAGAUCAACAGUUUGGUAAGGUUUUAAAGUUCUAAAAAGUUUGCAAUAUCUAAAGUUGUUAAAAAAACAUCAUUUGUUCACUUUAUUCCUACCUUUUUUUUGACAGAAAGUAUAUAUAACAGUUUAUUCGACUUGUGUCAGCAUGUAUUUAUUGGGUUAAUAGAAAAUGUGAUUUUGUAUUUGAGUUGUAUCGUAAACAUAAAGUCUCUAACAGGGUUUUUAUACCCGGGUCAUUCUGAGUCCAAAUGAGACUCAGUCAGUAAGAGGUAAUAAAGAGAAGUCUUGGAGCAGACGGUGUGUAUCUCUAUCUUACUCAUCAUUAAUGCUUUGGAUUAAAGUAAAGCUGGAGGUAAGUCCUCAAUAAAGAAGAAACCUCUUUAUGUGGAUAUCUGGGAUGAAGACAUAAAUAAGAUUUACUUUACAAGGGGAGGUAAUCCGCGUACUUAAAAAGCUGUGUAAAUCUGAUCCUCAACGUCUUUGUUAGUUUGAUGAUUUCUGAUUAAACUUUAUCUUGUUUGCACCGUUUAAGAGCGGCUUCCUUUUCCCAGAACAUCGGCUAAAUUUAGUCAUCCUCAGUGAAUAAUUCUCCCCGAAUCUGUCUGCUUUUAUGUUGGAGAGAGAGGCUGCAUUAGAAAGGGAAUUAGCUCAGGCUGUGUUGACAAUCAAGGAUAAACAGUGGAUUAUGUAGCUGUGUCAUAGUGUUCUGUAUGCAAGCUGAUAACCUCCCAGGGGCUCUUUGUGAUGGAUGCUAGGUGUGGUUCGAACCUCAGAGGAAAAAUUAAAGCCUCUGCGGGGUCUCCUCCAUGGUACUUUUCCCUUUUGUCUCUACACUUGAAUGUCAGAUAUAAAAACAAACUCUGGAGCGAACACUGCAAAUACGGUCGUGUGGAAUUGACACUCAAGAGUUUGUGAUCUUGUUAUGUGGGAUAAUGAGCCUGUUUGUGCAAAAAUAAGUGGAUAUUACAGCUUGAAUAGGAUUGCAAUGUGCUUCAAUGAUGUGUGGAAAUAAGAGUCUGGAUUUCUGGAGGUUAGAGAGUCACUGCCACGACUGGAGCGAAGAGGAAAUCCCCCAGAUGACUUGGGGAAUUUGGAUAGGAGAUGUUAACAUGUGUCGGUCCUCCCCAGCCUCCACAACAACAAACCGUUGGCCCCUGACCAUGGCACUUAACCUCAGGCUCCACCACUGAAGCUGCUACAUAUCUAGCCGCUCAGAGCUGGACUGAAGUUGUGCUAAGCGCCAAACCCAGUGUGAAAAUAUUCUUCCUCUUUAUUUUGUACUUUCAGAGCUUGAGAAGUCUUCACACGUUCAGUACUUGUAAUUUUAGUUCACCGACGCUGCCAGAAAGCAGAGGUUGAGUUGUUGAAAUGGUGUAAAACUAUAUUUGAUCAGUUUUUGAAGAGGUUUUUAUUACCCUUCUGCAACUGAUUGAAAUUCAGUUUGAGUAGGCUGACUUAUUCUUGUAAAGGUGUUGAAAUUAACCACUUAAUGAUUUAUAAAUAACAGAUGUAUUUAUAAAUGAACUAAUAGGUAUGAGUACAGGUUUAUACGGAUCAUCGGAAACCUUAAAAUUUGAGCAUUUUCCACCAUCAUUUAAAAGUUUGAUCUGGACUUGAUUUGAGGAAUAAAACUUCGAUAUUAAAAAACAACUUAUUUUUCUCUUUCUCGUUGACCAUUCAGACAACCAUGGACGCCUUCAGCUCAAAGGACAUGGCCAUGAGGGCGCAGAAGAAGAUCCUCAGCUCCAUGGCCAGCAAAGGCUCCGUCCAAAUGUUCAUAGACGACACCACCAGCGAGAUCCUGGACGAACUGUACCGUGUCUCCAAAGAGUACACGGGUAACAAAUCGGAGGCCCAGAAGGUGAUCAAAGACCUGGUCAAGAUUGCGGUGAAGAUCGGCGUGCUGUUCAAGAACAACCGUUUCAACACAGAGGAGCUGGGAGUGGCCACGGAUUUUAAGAAGAAGCUGCACAUGGGAGCCAUGACUUUAAUCAGCUUCUAUGAGGUACAAUCCAACAUGUUUGGUUUUAAAGGACAUGAGAGGGUAACAACAGUAAAGUUACCUCUGAGUAUUAAUGGUCAAGGUCUGGGUAAGGGAUUACAGCUUAAAUUUGAGAGGAAGAACCACAGCAGGUCAUCAACCCAACCCACCCCUGGAACAAGAGGUGUUGUUCGAGCGGCAAACUCUGGGCUUGAGAAAUGAAGCUGAUAUUCAAGGACUGCUAAAAAGCGCAGCUCCUUAAGUGUCCACUUGAGGCUGGCUGUGAAAGUAGCAGAAACCACAUACAAACCCAUUUUAAAAACUCAUCUGUGUAGCAUCAAUAAAACUAGUUUACUGCCUGAAUUAAAAAUGGUUUUUGGGCGGAAUGGCUUAUUUCACUUCCUGCACAAGGGUGACUGUUUGUAACUCUUUAGUCUUUCUCUUCUUCUCAGCCUCACAGUCGAUCGAUUAAAAGUUUGAUAUUUUCCAACAUGGCGUCGGCCACCGUAACGCUUCAAAACUCUGCAUCAGAUCGCGCAGUGCAUGAGUUUCGAGGGUGCAGUGCUGUCCCAAAUCACAUACUGCCGCGCGGCGCACUCACCGGAGAUUACGACACGAUUUGCGUCUGAACAUUUAUUGUUCAUAACAGAAAAAUAACAAACUAUUUACAUAUAAAAAAAAUUUAGAACAAGAAAACUAAAGAUACCCAAUUUACAUAUUAAACAUUUGGAACUCAGUAACUAAAGAUGAACUAUUUACAAAUUAAGCCUUUAAAACAAGAAAGAAACUAUUUACAAAAAACUACUUUUUAAAUACAUUUUAUAUAAUAUAUAAAAUAUUAAUAUAAUAUAAUAUAACAUAUAAAGGCAACUUAUUACUUACAUCUGUACAAAGCUCCCAGGUCGACUGUCGCCGACCCACUGGCACCAAAGCCGUCCGCAGACAUUCCUACCGAUGAGAUGAGUGCAGGCGAGGGUCCACAGUCACAUUUUGCAUACUCAGUUUUCGCACACUACCCAUACGUUUUUCCAUUUUGAGUCGAGUAUACUCAAAACUUUAAGUAUUUAGUAUGGAAGUGUGUGAUUUGGGACACCUUAUGUCAGUGUUUUAUAGCAUUAGUAAUAUCUCAGCCAGGAUUUUAGACUCUUGGCAAACAACAAAAAAUAAUCAGUAUGGAUGACUUUAAAGAAAUGUAAUCCAUGCAAAUAAAUGGACAGUUCAGUGUUUUUUUGUUUUUAACCAGGUUGUAAAUAAAUUUUUUGGGGGUAUCAAAAUAAAUAUCUAAAAAUGGGAGUUAAUUUCUUUUUCUGGACUGUAGUGAUCAGCCUCAAGUGGACCCUGAAGGUACUGCAGCUUUUGGCAUUGGCUUCCCUUAAUAAUACUUGACAAAUGAUUUUGGGUGAAGCCGGCAAACCCUUCCGAGUGUAGAGAAUAUUUACCGUAUGAAACAGAGCAGUUGUCUUUGCCGUCAGGGUGAGAAGUUAUUGUACAGUUAAAAAGUAGCUCUGCAUGAUAAGUGAUAGAGGUCUGAUAUUGUAUUUCCUCUGGUGGUACAGGUGGACUUCACCUUCGACAAGGCCGUGAUGUCGGAGCUCCUGACCGACUGCAGGGAUCUGCUCCUCAAGCUCGUCAACACCCACCUCACCCCCAAGUCCCACGGUCGCAUCAAUCACGUCUUCAACCAUUACUCCGACCCCGAGCUCCUGACCAAACUGUACGAACCCAGCAGCCCCUUCAGACCCCACCUCACCAAGAUCUGCAAAGGACUCAACAAACUGGUGGAGGAUGGGACAAUAUGAUACAGACACUGAAGCAUCAGUCAGACACUGGGAGAUCAACAGGAAGACUCACAUGAGACUCCGAACUGUCGGACAAUUUAGUCUUACUGCUGCUGAGGACCGGCAACGUGAGACCAGAUUUGAGAAGAAAACUAAUAACCCUGCUGGUCUCACUGAACAAGAGGGAUGGAAAAAAAGUCUGAUGAGUCAUUCCUCUCGUUUUGUAUGUCUAAAGGUGAUACAUACUGUUAUUGUGAUGUACAUUUCACAGCAACUGAACUUGAAUAUUGACUGUUUUAUCAUAUAUCAGCUGUUUUACCCAGAGUACCCUGAAAUGUUUCAUACAGAACUACUGAUGUUUGUGUCUUUAAAGGAGGUGGAGUUGAAACAGUGAGGCCGAUUACAUAGAGGAAAAAGACAUGAGACAAUACCACUGUAAUGCAACACUGCCAUCUUGUGGUCAGUGUGAUGUUGUAUUUACUGAGAAAUCUGGAGGACUGCAGCCAGAAUAACCCAGAACAGCGACUAACACUUUGUAGUUUAAGCUCCAAAUGUACUUAAAGUCCUUUAACAAAAACACGUUCUGACUGAAGAUACUCUCUAAAUCCUAUCAUUCAUUUUUGGUUUUGUAUUACAGGGAAAUUAAAAUUCAGAACACAAUCAGAUCGAGCCAACAUGCUGUAAAUGUUCGUUCUCAACAUCUGUCAGCAAAUAUACAAUCCAAAUUCCAACCAAGUUUUAAUACCAAAUAAAAUGUUGAUGAAAAAGG
Xyrichtys novacula (pearly razorfish) is the source of this 11099-nucleotide messenger RNA. Lineage: Eukaryota; Metazoa; Chordata; Actinopteri; Labriformes; Labridae. The record is from the annotation of a GenBank genome assembly.